Messenger RNA from Lecanosticta acicola, 1169 nucleotides. Lineage: Eukaryota; Fungi; Ascomycota; Dothideomycetes; Mycosphaerellales; Mycosphaerellaceae. The record is from the annotation of a GenBank genome assembly.
AUGCCGAGCUCUUGGGAUCUGUCGUCUUCACAGUCGGCGGUAACAGACUGGCUGCCGUAUUGGGGAGCUCCCACAGCGGCUGUGAAGUAUGUAUGAUGUCCCAAUCCCGCCUCAGGUCCAUAGCCAAGGGUACCAAACACUGCACAUCCUUACCUUUCGCUUCGGGUUGACCAAUUGUCGGCUAACGAGGACGUCGAGCUAGCUUCUGUGAAGAGGUUCGUCACUUGUGCAUUCAAUGCAGAGACGGCGACGCUGAUCAUGAAGCCAGGACUAUGUCGUCACGAAAUAUAUUGCCGAAUUCUUCAACACCUUGACGAGUCUGGCAUACAGUAUGUAGCGCUGGGAUUCUUUGAGACCGCCAUACUGAACACAUUGACUAGUCCUCUAUGGCAUCCACGGAAUCCAACGGUACAAGCGCCAUGAUGUCGGCACCUUCUCGACCCCGAACCUGUCAUAUUGGGCCUUAAUCGGCGUCGGAAUCUUCUCUGGCCUAUAUCACACCACUUUGAAGUACCAUACGCAGAUGUGUAUGUGUGCAUGAUUUUUCUCAGAACAUCAGGAAGCAAAACUGACGAGACAACUCAGCCGACGAAUUGUCUAUGCACCUGGCCAUCGGAACCGUUCUUCACCAGCUGUACACUUUCAACGAGCCGCCGCACAUUCAGCGUCGCAACACAGCCAUCAUCCUGGGGAUUCUGAUCCCCUUCGUAAUCUAUCAUUGCGUGACGGACGAGUUCGUGCUGCACAUCGCCAUGUUCUUCAGCAUGUCGUGGAUUGUAGGCUUCAGGACGCGAAAAGUCAUCGCGAGUCGAAUCAAGGAGAAAGAACGCCAGGACAAGAUCCGCUCGCUGGUGACAUUCGCCACUUGGACGGCGCUCGGCGCUUAUGGGAUCUGGAAUAUCGACGUCAAUUUCUGCCCAACUCUUACCAAGUGGAAACAGAAUGUGGGCAUGCCGUGGGGCGUCUUGCUGGAACUGCACGGAUACUGGCACUUGUUGACAGCGAUCUCUUCCUACACUUUUAUGGCUGUCAUUGAAUUUCUGCUCAGUCCAGACGGUAUUCACAGCCAUGGUAUUGGAUUUGCCUGGCCAGUCAGAGCUGUACUACACGACAUUGCUCCGAAGCAAGUGGCGAAGAACCUCCCGAAUGGCCACGAGAAGGGGAAUUGA